Messenger RNA from Dreissena polymorpha, 510 nucleotides. RefSeq lists its product as uncharacterized. NCBI's taxonomy places the organism in Eukaryota, Metazoa, Mollusca, Bivalvia, Myida, Dreissenidae. Bases 1 to 510 code for a protein of 169 amino acids. The record is from RefSeq and is a predicted model, not a curated record. The transcript has a single exon.
AUGCUGGAGAAUUUAAACAAAAAACAAAAGGAAAUUGAAUUGCUAACUGGACGGUUGAAAGACCAUGAACACCUCAUGCAGCACGAAGUCACUGAUCUUAAAUGUCGAAGCAUGCGGGAUAAUCUUCUUUUCUUCAAAAUUCCCGAGGAAAAAGAUGAACAGUGUGAGAAAAAAAUACUGAUCUUCAUGGAAUCAAAAUUACGAAUCGAGAACGCAUCCAGGGACAUUAAAUUGCACCGUGUCCAUAGAAAAGGUCGGUAUAACAGCGCAAAAAUUAGGCCUAUUGUAGCCAAAUUUGCUUAUUAUCCGGAUCGAGAACAAGUGCGGAAGGCAUCCAAAGAGCUAAAAGGGACCCCGUAUGGCAUAUCGGAACAAUACCCCAGGGAGGUAAUGGAAACCCGACAAAAGCUUAUUCCAAUCAUGAAGAAGGCGAGAGAAGAGAAUAAGGAGGCCUACCUGAGGGUGGAUAAAUUAUUCAUCGACGGCCGUGAAUACAAGUCGAAUGCUUAG